Vanessa tameamea is the source of this 2081-nucleotide messenger RNA. RefSeq lists its product as uncharacterized. The transcript is spliced from 12 exons. The record is from RefSeq and is a predicted model, not a curated record. NCBI's taxonomy places the organism in Eukaryota, Metazoa, Arthropoda, Insecta, Lepidoptera, Nymphalidae. Bases 11 to 2050 code for a protein of 679 amino acids.
UUACAAAACAAUGACACGGAAAGCAAUGAUUUCGAAUAAAGAAUUAUUUGCGAUUGGAGUUUUGGUCAUAAAUGUAGUCGUUCAAUGUAAAAAUGACUGCUGGACUUCUUUCAAUGCAAAGGAACAUUUCAAGAUCAUGGACGCACUUGAUGAUCGUUACGAGAAAGUUAGAAGAAAUUUUCAGCGAACCGUCGGAGGUCAAGAGUUUGAUAAAGAUAUGCUCGUGGCAAUGUUAAAAAGCCGUGGAAUCGCCUCACGUACUCUCGACGAGGCGCAAGGAAACCAGAAUGUGAUUCCCGCUGGAAUUAAUCUUGGUGGAUACUGCAUGAUGAAGAUGCCUAAGUCUGUCCUGUUCUUCCAUCGAAUGAAGCUGCGCAACAACACAGUGUUUCGUGUGACUGAUAUCAACAACGACUUCGCGAAUCUGAUAAUGAAAGCCUCUAUCGGUCUGAACGAUCUCCAUCUCUUUGGCUCUUAUGAUUUGACAAUUGCCACUAAGCCUGGAUACCUUGCCUAUGAACCUACUUUCGGACAAAUAGAACUUUUAUUAAAAAAUGUAAGGUACAAAAUGGAAGGACGCUAUCGAUUCUUGACGAAUAGAUUAUGUAUUGAAUUGAUCAUUUCAGAAGUGUUAAUAGACGACAUACUUAUGAUGUACAAAACUAAGAACUCUACGUCAUCGGUUAAACUACAUCGGAAAAACAUAAAUGUAUUCAUCGAAAGAUUACAAGUUGACUUAGACAAGUGGCUAAAAGAUUACUUCAACGACUAUCUCAUGUAUUACGUAGCUGCAGAUGACGAGGAAUUCUUGAAUUACAAUCGGGAAAAGACAAUAGCCCUUAACAACUUCACAGAUAACGCAAUUAACACGAUUAUCAAACGUAUACACCAUAUAAAAGCGGACGCCGUGCAACUACCCGCGUUCACUAUAUUCGUCACCAACGACAAGGAAGUCCGAUUGAGGGACGGAGUAUUACGAGGGCUGGAUAGUAUUUACAGACGGGCGAUAGCUACCGGCACUAAGGACAAAUUAUUAAAAGAUAUUAGAAAAGUUGAUACUGUAGUCGGCUUCAGCGAUUUGAAGCUAAUAUACAGAUAUGACGCAAUCCUUAAAUCUGGCCUACCCCCUGUUACCGGUAUUCUGAUAUUGACGGCGGAUGAGUUGACUGCACAUAUGGGACUUCGUUUGGUCAAGACACCAGACACAGCUGAUUUGAGCUUUAGAUUCUUGGAACAAGCAAAGCCAGAAUCUUUAACCGUGGAAGGUCCAGCAAAUAGAAUGAUAUCGAACUUCAAAUAUUUGCUUGAACGCCAUAUAAUUGCCAUUAUGAGUAACACCUUGAUGCAUAAUAUAAAUAUGCUUGGGACAUUAGACAAAUGCAUUCCGUUACUUCCAACGUUUAAAGAACAAAGUGAACAGAAUCCUUCUCAAGAAGAAAACAGAGAAGAUAAUAUGUUGGUAAACAUAACUAGUUUCUUUGAAGCAGCUUUGGAAAAAAGUAAUAUAUCACGAGAUGAUUCUCCAGCUCCCACAUAUGAUGGGUCGGAUGAACAUCGCCCUUUUAACAGCAGAGAAGAUAAUAUGUUGGUUAAUAUAACCGGUUCCUUUGAAGCCGCUUUAGAAAAAAAUAACGUAUCAAGUGAUCAUUCUCCAGCUCCGAUGUAUGAAGGGUCAGAUGAACAUUACUCUGUUAACAGCAGAGAAGAUAAUAUGUUAAUUAAUAUAACUAGUUCCUUUGAAGCUGCUUUAGAAAAAAGUAACGUAUCACGUGACAAUUCUCCAGCUAUGGUUUAUGAAGGGUCAAUUGAAGAACAUCCUAGCAACAGCAGAGAGGAUAAUAUGUUAGUUAAUAUAACUAGUUCUUUUGAAGCAGCUUUGGAUAGAAGUAAUAUUACACAUGAUAAGACUUUGACAGGUGUUAACGGCCCUAGCGAAAAUGAAAAUACAGUGAGGAAUUUUAAUUAUUAUCAUAGACGACUUCCGCUAAGAGUCGUCCCGUUAAAAAGAAACGUCAACCACUUUAAAAAAUCGGUAAAACAAAACACGUAAACAUAAUUAGUACAAAAUAAAUGUUGUGUCU